This is a messenger RNA of Capsicum annuum, 402 nucleotides long. RefSeq names its product RNA-binding KH domain-containing protein RCF3-like. Lineage: Eukaryota; Viridiplantae; Streptophyta; Magnoliopsida; Solanales; Solanaceae. The coding region runs from base 1 to 402 and encodes 133 amino acids. The transcript is spliced from 2 exons. The record is from RefSeq and is a predicted model, not a curated record.
AUGGAGAAAGAUGAAGAGGAAUCAGACAACUUACGCAGGACUAGACAGAGUUAUAACCCUAACCCUCAUAGGAAUCAUCAUUAUUCGCCAGCGACGCAUCGUCGUCCGAUUGCUGGAAGAGGUGAUGGUGGCGGCGAAAAAAGAAAAGUGCAGGACUGUUCACUGAUGAUUACUACUACUAGUUAUCGAAUUUUGCGUUAUGAUGUUAAGGCAGUUAGUGUUGUAGGAAAAUCGGGGAGUCUAAUUAAGGCGAUUAGACAGUAUAUUAAUGGGGUAUGGGUGAGCAUGCAUGAAUUGAUUCUGGGUGAUAAUGAACGUAUCAUCGAGAUUUUGGAUACGCGGAUGAGGGAUCUGAAUGGUGGAAUGUUGGCAUUUUCGCACGGCUUUAAAAUGCGUCACUAG